Molecule: messenger RNA, 940 nt
Organism: Salvia hispanica
Lineage: Eukaryota; Viridiplantae; Streptophyta; Magnoliopsida; Lamiales; Lamiaceae
Source: RefSeq, a predicted model, not a curated record
CUCCUAUAUGUAAGAGGAAAAAUAAAUGUAUGUAGCAUAUUUGUGAAGAAGACAAUGCAACCCUUCAGAAAUUUCCAAAUAAACCUUGUUGCUGCCAACAAUCUCGAAAAUGUCCGAAGAUUUGGCGAGAUGAAAGUGUACGCCAAGGUUUCUCUCAACGAAGAAACAGGCACCACCAAGAAAACCAACGUGGACACGGUUGGAGGCCUAAAUCCACGUUGGAAUUUCCCGGUGGGUUACACGAUCAGCGAGUCGGCUUUCACGGGACAACAAGGAGCGGUACAGGUGGUUGUGAAGCUCUACUGCGACCGAACACUUGGUGACAAGUGUUUGGGCGAAGUACGAAUACCAAUCGAGAGUGUUUUCGACUUUUGGGUUAGGGGUGUGUAUGAAAUGAGCUACUGGGUGGCAGGGACUCGAUAUGGGAGUCUCGACAUUAGCUACAGCUUUGGAGAUGUGUUUUACUUUAUGGAACAAAUGGAUCGGAGGCAGCAGUCGGCUUGGGAGAGAGCGCUCCGGCUUGGUUUGGUGGUGGCUCGCCAAGGAAUAUUGUUUUUCUCAACCGGUGGUAUCGAUUUCGGGUUUUAGCUCGCUCUCCUUUUCUCACUACUAAAAAAUUGGCUUAUUAUCACACCUCAAACUGUGAACAUGAAUUCUUGUGUUUUGUCAUUUUUUGAGAUUACUAGGGCUUUUUCCCCUUGUGCUGAUAGAUUCAAAGGAUCAAGCGAUACAUAUUAAGGUGUUCUGUGUGAGUUCUUGAUGGCUGGGACUUCGUGUUCUACCUAUUAAUACCGUUUUCUUUACUGUGUUCUCUAUAUCUUGUGUAGAUCUAUAGUUAUCUGUUGUUUUAGGUUUGAUCUAUAUACUCUUGUUGUAACUUGUAAUCUGUGUAUCCAAUCUGUUUCUUGUGAGGUUUGAUCGCCUCAUUUGGUUGUGAUCA